AUGAAGGCCGCCAUUGCCCUAGUAGCACUGGUCUCCCUCACAGGCAGCCUGGUGUGGGCCGCACCAAACGAAGAAUCAAUAGACAUACAAAGGUUCAAUGAUGCUCUUGAGAAUGCUCUCAGUCAAGCCCCACAAACACCACCUGAUGGCACCAAGAUUGAUCAAGAUGCGGCCAAACAAGAUGAUGGUGAUGAUAUAGACUUGCAGUCACUAAUGGCAGCUGCUCAAGGUGGUGAUGGUGAGGAUGAUGGAAAUAUGAAAGCUCUAAGGUCACUACUAGCAGCUGCGCAAGACGGUAGUGAUGGUGAUGAUGAAAAUAUGAAAGCUCUGAGGUCACUAAUGGCAGCUGAGCAAGAAGAACCGGAUAAUAAACUGGUUGUUAAUGAACAAGAUGACGACGAAGAUAUGAAAGCAUUCAAUUCGCUAAUGGCUGCUGCACAAGAUGAAGGUGAUAAUGGAAAUAUGAAAGCUUUGAGAUCUUUAAUGGCAGCUGAGCAAGGAGAUGACGAUGAUGAAAAUGUGCAGGCUCUGAAGUCUCAAAUUGCAGCUACUCAAGAUGCGGGCGGUGACACACAAGAGGAGCUGCCAGCUAAAUCUCAGUGGUAUCGUUGGUCCUACUACAAACGGUACUAUGCUCGGUACUACAGUAGAUAUUAUGCUCGUUACUACAGUCGAUACUACGCUGGGUAUUACAGCAGGUAUUACAGUCGAUAUUACGCUCGCUAUUAUCAUCGAUACUACAACAAAAAGUUUAAAGGAGCAAAAUCGUACGGUAAUUACGGAUUUAGUGUGAUUCAUCAUGUGUACAGGUACAUGAAGAGUCACUACCCCAACAUGUAUCGCAAGUACUUGCACUAUCGUAGAAUUCGGGGAUGAUGAGUGAACCGAUGAAAAAGAACUCUGAGAAUUAUAGUGUAGUGGAGAUGAUAGUUAGAGCAAACAUUUAGCUAGUAAGUGAAUAUUGAACGCAAUUUAGUCGCAUAGCUAUAUAUAAUAGAACAUGUAUAGCAAAGUAUGUUUGUUGUAUAUUAGAAUAAGCAUUAUCGACUGCAUAAA
Messenger RNA from Halichondria panicea, 1056 nucleotides. RefSeq lists its product as uncharacterized. The transcript has a single exon. The record is from RefSeq and is a predicted model, not a curated record. Lineage: Eukaryota; Metazoa; Porifera; Demospongiae; Suberitida; Halichondriidae. Bases 1 to 876 code for a protein of 291 amino acids.